Molecule: messenger RNA, 3053 nt
Organism: Xylaria bambusicola
Lineage: Eukaryota; Fungi; Ascomycota; Sordariomycetes; Xylariales; Xylariaceae
Exons: 4
Coding region: 532-2556 (674 amino acids)
Source: RefSeq, a predicted model, not a curated record
GGCUCCAACCAGACCCCAACCUUCAAUCUCUCUGCUGUGCUGAAAAUCACAGCUAAGACCUUUAUAUCUGCCUAUCGCUGCCGUUCCUACCUGAAGUGACUGCCAGCAGCAUCACAGCUUUAUCUCUCCCCGACCCUUUCUUCACCGAGCCGUAGAUCUCAAUUCUUCCUCCCGCACACGUCGCCGUCGCGAUCCAUCCCCGCCGUUGCGCUCCUAUUCUCGACUUUCAUUCAGACUUCAACAGUUGUGUAUUUUUGAUACCCGCAGUACCUUUUCCACGUAGCUACUAUAUAUCCCCCCCCAGUCGUGUAUUAGCCCACGUUGAGACCGAGGCCGUCCGUCGAGACUUGGAGAGCCAGAGCGAGAACGAAAGCUUCCUUGCCCGAGCCACACGCGUUGCCCACCGACCGCGAGACGCACAAACAGCAAACAGCAUCCGAGUUGUUGCGUUACUGCGUGUAGUGCAGUACUUGUGGAGAGGGAACUAGAUUUCGAAAAAGUGUCCUGUAGGGUCGAUUGUUUGAUAGUGUAAUGGCGCAACCCCGGCAGCCCUACAACAACCAAGGCUACAUGCCCAACGGCGCCCCGAUGUCUGGCCCUGUCCCCGGCGCCACCCCGCUCCUGCCAAAUCAAGGCCGAGUUUUGCAACAUGGUCCCAUUCGUGUACUGUGUAUAGCCGAUGUACGAGGUAAUUUGAGCUCCCUCAACGACCUUGCCCGGCAGGCGCGAGCCGAUCAUAUUAUUCAUACUGGUGACUUUGGGUUCUAUGACGAGACAUCCCUUGAUCGGAUUGCAGAGAAGACACUCAAGCAUGUUGCGCAAUACUCUCCACUGAUUUCCGAGAAUGUCAAGAAGUCCAUUAGCCAGCCGGGACCUGUCAAGCAGCGUUUUCAGCCAGAAGACUUACCUUUGUCGCAGCUCCCGCAGCUCAUCAAGGGCGAGAUUAAGCUUGAUGUUCCGGUUUACACAGUUUGGGGCGCCUGUGAGGAUGUACGCGUGCUGGAAAAGUUCAGAUCAAACGAGUAUAAAGUACCAAACCUGCACAUCAUCGAUGAGCACCGUUCCAUGCUGCUUGAGAUUGGUGGUGUCAAGCUUCGACUCCUCGGAUUAGGUGGCGCUGUUGUGAUGCAUAAACUCUUCGACAACGGAGAAGGUAGAACAACCAUUGCUGGCGGACAAGGAACUAUGUGGACUACUCUACUUCAAAUGGGUGAACUUAUUGAUACCGCCAACCGCGUCUACGACCCUACCGAGACUCGAGUCUUCAUUACGCAUGCUUCGCCUGCUCGAGAAGGAAUCCUAAACCAACUAUCCGUGAGCCUAAAAGCCGAUUUCUCGAUUUCUGCUGGUCUUCACUUCCGAUAUGGAAGUUCAUAUAAUGAGUUCAGUGUUAACCCAACCCUUGAUCAUUAUCGUGGUAAACUGGCUGCCUCCAAGGCUUCGUUUAACGACGUUUGGGAGACUGUCAAAUCAGAGGUUGAGCCUGCAAUCCAACAAAACGAGGGCCAGCAGAAUCUUUUAAAGAACGCCCUUGGACUUGUGGAUAGAAUGCCUAACACGGCAGCUGGCGGCAAUCCCUUUGGCGGUCCUGUCGGUGGUCCCGGUGCUCCUGGCCAGGUUGACGAGAGUGCUUUCAAGAAUAUGUGGAAUUUCAAUCUAGCGGAUGCAGCUUUUGGCUGGCUCGUACUAGAGAUUCAGGAAGGGCGUAUUGGUACUGAAAUGCGUGCGCAAGGAUUCAACUUCUCUCAUCGCGGAGCUAAACAGACUAUACCUCAGAGCACACCAUCUCCUGCCCCUGGAGCUAGUAACCAACCCCCGACUGCCCCAGCUGUACCCUCUGGUGCGCCUCAGUUAGCGCCUCAACGGAGCUCUUCGGCCGCGGCACAACAAUCUAAGUCAGUUGCCGCGACGCCUCUGCAGACCAAACCUGCAACACCCAAGCCAACAGCUCCCCCUGCGGCUCCGGCAAGUAAAGAGGUCGAGAAGCCUGCUACUUCUAAUGGAGCGACUAACGGGCCAGAAACCAUUCCAUCACCUGGCCCAAGACCAACCGCUGAGUCUAUCAUUGGGCUCUUCGUCAUGAACGUCCAGAGCGAUGAACAAACUCGCGAUAUCUUCCCUGAAGAGCACAAAGUCAAGAUCACAAAAGUCGAAAAGUGGGGUAAUAACAGCAAUAACAAGGUUGCACACUUCCAGACAGUCGAGGAACGGGAUGCAGCAUAUGCCAGCCUCGCCGACGAUUUCAAGGUCCGCCAAUCUGAAGACCGCUCAAAGCCUUUGGUGAAAAUUUUCCACCCUCGUGAGAGCAAGCCAUUCCAGAACCGUGGCAGCGGAGCGGGGACCUGGGGAAGUAACCGGGGGCGAGAUAGUGCCAGUGGAUACCGUAGUGCCGGCGACCGUGGCGCUCUGAGCGGCGGUGAAAGCGGUCCUGAGAACAGCCGUCGCGGUGGACGUGGAGGUGGUCGUGGUGGAAGGGGUGAACGAGGAGGCCGUGGAGGCCGUGGUCGUGGUGGCAUUAAGGGUGACGGCGGAAGCGUAUCAACAGGUGGGGACUAAUGUGUGAUUUUACCAUCAUCCUUAAACCCUCUGUUCUCCCAACACUUUACCCGAUAAUUUUUACAACUUCCCGAUUGUCGCUUGUACUCUGCUAUCUGGAAGACUUCAGCUUCCUAUCACUAUCAUGGUGGCAGUAUUUUAGACCACUGAUGUGCGAUGGGAGUUCGGUUUCGGAAGAGAUGGGAUGUCGUCCCGGCGUGCGGUGGGCGGAGUGAUUAUACGGUUGUUCAUGCUGCAGGUCUCGAUGAAUCCAACCAGGCACACUGACGUCCUCUAACAUGAGACUCAUCUUUCCCUGUCUUUCUUGCCAGCCUCGUUGUUUUUCUUCGGCUAGUGGUACUAAAAAGGGUCGUCUUUGUUGCACUAUUCUAUAUGGACCUGGACGAGUUCCUCCGUAAAGGUCGUUUAGUUUUAUUAAAAAUACCAUGAUACCAAACUUCUCCGUCCCCUAACUCUGUGAUGUCUCUGCUUUAUGGAAUAUGCUCAGCUGGGGUUCA